AUGCGAAAAGGGAAACAAAAGUUUCUUAAAACGGUCCGGUGCUUACAAUUAAUCACCACCCUCUUCAUCUACCAUGUUUUUGCUGAUGAUGCUGCCAUCAUGGCAGAACUGGCCAAAGGUUUCUCCAAUGCCCCGCCGGGGUGGAGUGGCAACACCCCAUGUAAAUGGACAGGCGUCCAGUGUGACUCAUCAGGCAGAGUCAUCUCCAUUAUUCUCAUCUCCAAAUCUCUCUCAGGCAAAUUACCAUCAGGUUUGAAUAAACUCUCCAGCCUACAAUCCCUCAAUUUUCAAAGGAACCAGCUUUGGGGGCCGCUACCUUCCUUGUCAAACCUCACGUCCCUCAGAGAAGUCUACCUUGACGGCAAUAAUUUUACUUCUGUUCCUCCUGAUUUCCUCAUGGGCCUGACAAGUUUGCAGACAUUCAGCAUUGGCGAGAACCUGAAUCUCCCUCCCUGGACAAUCCCGAAUACCCUGGCCGAUUCGACCGCCCUCGUAAGCUUCAUUGCUAACAAGGCUAACAUCGCUGGGGAAAUCCCAGACAUUUUUGGGUCGUUCCCAAGUUUACAAAGUCUUCGGCUUUCUUACAACAACAUCACAGGGGGUCUGCCACCUUCUUUUGCUGAGUCAGGGAUUCAGAACUUGUGGCUGAACAAUCAGAUUGCCGGUUUGUCGGGCGGAAUUGACGUUCUCGGAGCAAUGUCGCAAGUAACUCAGGUUUGGCUACAUGUUAAUAAAUUUUCAGGGCCAAUUCCCGAUCUUUCUGGAUGCAAAUCCCUUUUUGACCUUCAGCUUCGUGAUAAUCAGCUAACCGGUGUGAUUCCUCCUUCUCUGUCAUCGCUUCCUGAGCUGCAAAAUGUAACUUUGGAGAAUAAUUUAUUCCAGGGUCCAGUACCCAAGUUUCCUGCAGGUGUUCAGGUCACCGAUGGAUCUAGUGACGGUAAAAAUAGUUUCUGCAAUACCAGUCCAGGCCCUUGUGCUCUGCAGGUGACAAUAUUGCUUCAGGUUGCUGGUGCCUUGAAUUAUCCAUCAGCAUUAGCCGAGUCUUGGAAAGGGAAUAAUCCUUGUCAGAAUUGGCGCUUUAUUGUCUGUGAUUCAGGAAGUGUAAGUGUGAUUAAUUUUGGAAACCAGAAUUUUCCUGGCCUCAUAUCACCUGCAAUUGCAAACCUUACCUCAUUAAGGACCCUGGACAUGCAUGCCAAUAAACUUACUGGUUCUAUACCAGCUACCCUGACCAGUUUGACAAAGUUGAAGGUUCUUGAUGUUUCCAACAAUAAUCUCUCUGGAAAAAUACCAGAAUUUGCCCCAGGUGUGUCGGUGAAAACUUCUGGUAAUCCCUUUAUUGGAAUAGAGUUGCCCCCUAGCUUCCCUCCAGGAAAUGCAUCAUCUGGUCCAAUUGACAAAGCGAAGGCUUCUGUCUCACCGUGGAUUAUUGUUGUUAUUAUUGUUGUUGCUGUUGUCAUGGUUGUUGUUUUGGGUUUCAUAGUUUAUAGACGUUAUUAUGUAAAGAAGCAAAGUCGUGAAUACAAGUCAGCUAAGGGCAGUAAAAAUGGGAAAACCUCGCUUGAGGGUGAUUCUGAUGCAAUAUCAAGCGAUUUACCCAGCCAAAUGGGUACUGAAAACUAUGAUUUCCAUUUUAGUGAUGGUAUCAGUGUCGCCAUACCAAUAGAAGUACUCCGAGAAGCAACAAACCAUUUCAGUGAAGAAAACAUAUUGGGUGAAGGUGGAUUUGGCAUUGUUUAUAAAGGACAACUUCAUGAUGGGACACAGAUAGCCGUGAAGAGGAUGGAAUCUUCUUUUAUGAACAAGAAGGGUCUAGGUGAGUUUAGAGCUGAAAUUGAGGUCCUGUCAAAGGUUAGGCAUAAGAACUUGGUUGCUCUUCAUGGUUUUUGUGUCAACGGAAAUGAGAGACUUCUGGUUUACGAGUAUAUGCCUCAAGGGACACUGGGGCAGCAUUUAAUUAGUUGGCAAGAAAGGGGCACCCUUCCACUCACUUGGAAACAAAGACUCUCCAUAGCAUUAGACGUUGCCAGAGGCGUUGAAUAUCUGCAUGGAUUGGCAAACCAGAGUUUCAUCCACAGGGAUCUCAAACCCUCUAACAUCCUUCUCGGAGAUGAUAUGAGGGCUAAGGUUUCAGAUUUUGGUUUGGUUAAGAUUGCCCCUGAUGGGAAGCACUCAGUUGAGACGCGACUAGCUGGAACUUUUGGGUAUUUGGCACCAGAAUAUGCUGCCACUGGCAGAGUGACCACGAAAGUUGAUGUCUAUGCAUUUGGAGUAAUCUUGAUGGAGUUAAUCACCGGACAGAAGGCCUUGGAUGAUGCACAACCAGAAGAGAAAGCUCACUUGGUCACUUGGUUCCGAAGGGUGACUUUUAACAAGGACGAGAUCAGAAGCUCGUUAGAUCCUUCCUUAAGACCAGAUGAAGAAACCUUCAAAAGCAUUUGGAAAGUGGCAGAAUUAGCAGCCCACUGCACAGCUCGCGACCCAUAUCAGAGACCUAUCAUGGGGCAUGCAGUUAAUGUCUUGUCUCCCCUUGUAGAGCAGUGGAUGCCUGGUUCCGAUGAUGAAGAAGAAGAUAGUUUUGGCAUUGAUCUCAAUAUGAGCCUGCCGCAAGCCUUGCAGAGGUGGAAAGCUAACGAAGAGACGUCCACAAACAGCGACUUAUUUACAGAUACCAGCCCGGAGUUUACUAGCACGCCUCAGCUGCCUUCACGAUACACAAGCUCGUUUAGCUAAAUGAUGGCCGGAGAUACGUACCAAUGAUAAGAUAGAUACGUACAUGCAGCUGCAGUUCAAUCUCCGGCUCAUCA
Molecule: messenger RNA, 2807 nt
Organism: Coffea eugenioides
Lineage: Eukaryota; Viridiplantae; Streptophyta; Magnoliopsida; Gentianales; Rubiaceae
Product: receptor-like kinase TMK4
Exons: 2
Coding region: 1-2733 (910 amino acids)
Biological process (GO): protein phosphorylation
Molecular function (GO): ATP binding; protein binding; protein kinase activity
Source: RefSeq, a predicted model, not a curated record